CCUUCUUCACCUUCUUCACCUUCUUCACCUUUCCGCCCUGCCCUUCUUCGCUGUUUAACCCUAGCCUUUUCUUCUUCAAUUUCACUUUCCCUACAAUGGUUGUAGCUCUUCUUCGCAGAACUCCAGGCUCUCUUGCCUCAGCUAUCCGCCUUCACCGUGCCUCUGUUGCCGUUCCCGCUGCCCGCUUCUUGAGUACCCAUGUCACAAACGCGGCCUGUGAGGAUCACGAGCCUGGUUUCCUGGGCUCUGUCGAGACUUUCUAUGAUCGCGCUGCCAAGAUCAGCGGUGUCCCUGAAAAGACCUUGACUGGCAUCAGGGCUGUUGACUCGGUCUUAAGCGUCAAGUUCCCAGUCGAAGUCGAUCCUGAUACCCACAUCAUCGUCGAGGGCUACCGUGCCCAGCACUCUCGUCAUCGCCUCCCUUGCAAGGGAGGUAUCCGUUUCUCGGAUGAGGUUGACCUCGAGGAGGUCGAGGCUUUGGCUUCCUUGAUGACCUACAAGUGCGCUGUCGUCGAUGUCCCUUUUGGAGGUGCUAAGGGAGGUGUCAAGCUCGACCCCAAGAAGUUCACCCCUGCUCAACUCGAGCGCAUCACUCGUCGCUACACUAUGGAGCUCUGCCAGAAGAACUUUAUCGGACCUGGUGUGGAUGUUCCUGCCCCUGACGUCGGAACCGGCCCUCGCGAGAUGUCCUGGAUCAUGGACACUUACCGUCAGUUCAAUCCCCAGGAUGUCAACGCUGCUGGGUGCGUCACCGGCAAGCCUAUUUCGCAGGGAGGUGUCCGCGGCCGUAAUGAGGCCACCGGCCUGGGCGUCUACUAUGGUAUCCGUGAGUUCUUGCAGUUCCCAGAGAUCCAGAAGGCGACUGGCUUGACCAGCGAGAUCGCAGGCAAGUCUAUCAUUGUCCAAGGCUUUGGAAACGUCGGCUACUGGGCUGCAAAGUUCUUCCACAACAACGGUGCUAAGAUCAUUGGUAUUGGUGAACACGAUGUUGCUGCUUAUGAUCCCAACGGCCUCGACGUUGAGGCUCUCUUCAAGUACCGUGGCGAGAAGGGAUCGUUCCGUGGCUUCAAUGGUGCAGAAAUGAUCGAGGACCCUAUCAAGAUUUUGGAACGCGAGUGCGAUAUCCUGAUUCCUGCUGCCCUUGAGCGUCAGAUCGGCCUCAAAAACGUCAAGAACAUCAAGGCCAAGAUCAUUGGUGAAGCCGCCAACGGCCCCAUCACCCCUGCUGCGCAUGACUACCUCGUUGCCCAGGGUAAGGUCGUCAUUCCUGACUUGUUGUUGAACGCCGGAGGAGUCACUGUCUCGUACUUUGAGUGGCUCAAGAACUUGUCGCACGUCCGUUUCGGCCGUAUGUCCCGCAAGUGGGAGGAGGCUGGUAAGGACAAGCUCUUGACCUUGGUUGAGGAGAACGCUGGCCGCCAGUUGACCCCUCAGGAGCGUCGCGCUGUCAUCCACGGAGCUGAGGAGCAUGAGCUCGUCUACUCUGGCCUUGAGGAUACCAUGAUUGGUGCCUGCGAAGAGACCCGUGCCACUGCUGCACUCAAGAACACUGACUUCCGUACUGCUGCCCUUAUCAAUGCCAUUCAGAAGAUUUCAACUGUUACCACCCAGUCUGGCCAAAUGUUCUUGUAAAAAAAGAACAGAAAACUUAACGCCCAACUCAACUCAUUAUACUGACUCCCCUUUAGUAUACUUUUCUGAGCAUUAUCCAAUCCUAUUGUACGAUAGAUCCAUAUUCAUUAUAAAAAAUAAAAACCAAGAAGGUUGCCAU
This is a messenger RNA of Lobosporangium transversale, 1770 nucleotides long. RefSeq lists its product as hypothetical. The coding region runs from base 96 to 1631 and encodes 511 amino acids. The record is from RefSeq and is a predicted model, not a curated record. Gene Ontology annotation, cellular component: mitochondrion. Gene Ontology annotation, biological process: L-glutamate catabolic process. NCBI's taxonomy places the organism in Eukaryota, Fungi, Mortierellomycota, Mortierellomycetes, Mortierellales, Mortierellaceae. Gene Ontology annotation, molecular function: L-glutamate dehydrogenase (NAD+) activity. The transcript has 3 exons.